CAGUCGUUCGAGCAUAUCAGUAUUUUAAGUUUUAAAGAGACAACAUAUUACCAAUCAAAAAUGGCAUUCAAGCUCAUCGCCCUCUGCUCGCUGAUGGUCUGCGCCAACGCCGGCCUCAUAGCCGCCCCCGCCGGCUACGCGGCCGCCCCGGCCAUCGCCUACUCGUCGCCGGCGCUCACCUCCCAAUCGGCCAACAUCUACCGCAGCUACGGCAACUUGGGCCAGAUAUCCACCUACUCCAAGACCAUCGACACGCCGUUCUCGAGCGUCAGCAAGUCCGACGUGAGGGUGUCCAACCCGGGCAUCCAUCUGGCCCAGCCUGUAGAACAUCAUUCCCUCGUCGGAGUCGCCUAUUCCGCCGCUCCGGCAGUUUCCCAUAUCAGUUUCGACUCCGGCCUGGUGCACUACGCCUUCUGAGAUAACCAUUUUGUAAUAGGUUUUUUUUUGUUAAAAGAUUAUUCUAAGGAAAAAAGUUUUUGAUUCGGUUAUUAGUUUGUUGUAAAUAUCGCAUUGGAG
Phyllotreta striolata is the source of this 516-nucleotide messenger RNA. Lineage: Eukaryota; Metazoa; Arthropoda; Insecta; Coleoptera; Chrysomelidae. The record is from the annotation of a GenBank genome assembly.